GCCUCCCCCUUCCGCCGCCAGCCGGAAGUGUCCUGCCACCACGUAGUGAGGUUUCCGGUGGCUCUUGGGGGUAUCUCGGGUCACCAUGGCGGCUUCCUUGCUCGGAAAGAAGAUCGUGUUUGUCACGGGAAACGCCAAGAAGCUGGAAGAGGUCAUUCAGAUUCUAGGAGAUAAGUUUCCAUGCACUUUGGUGGCCCAGAAAAUUGACCUGCCGGAGUACCAGGGAGAGCCAGAUGAAAUUUCCAUACAGAAGUGUCGGGAGGCGGCUCGCCAGGUACAAGGGCCUGUACUGGUGGAGGACACCUGCCUGUGCUUCAACGCCCUUGGGGGGCUCCCUGGCCCCUACAUAAAGUGGUUUCUGGAGAAGUUGAAACCUGAAGGUCUCCACCAGCUCCUGGCUGGGUUCGAGGACAAGUCAGCCUAUGCACUCUGCACGUUCGCGCUCAGCACUGGGGACUCCAGCGAGCCUGUGCGUCUGUUCAAGGGCCGGACCUCGGUACUGCCCUCCCAGUGCAUCUCCUCCAUGCCCCGUGACACCCGUUCCCCCCUUUCCUGUGACAGGGCCAGAUUGUGGCACCCCGAGGCUGCCGGGACUUUGGCUGGGACCCCUGCUUUCAGCCUGAUGGAUACGAACAGACGUACGCGGAGAUGCCCAAGGUGGAGAAGAACGCCAUCUCCCAUCGCUGCCGGGCCCUGCAAGAGCUUCAAGAGUACUUUGGUAGCUUGACUCCUCCUGGGACCAGAGGAGGCCACUCAGGCCAGGGAUCUGGGGAGGGUUAAUCUGAAACCUGUCCCAUCAGGCAGGUCCCCUCAAAGGGUUACUCCUUCCUUGGGGUGUAGAGGCAGCUGUCUGGGGCUGCAGCUGGCUCUGCUUAGAGGUCUUUUAAACGAGCUGACACAUUUCUCUUGCCUGGGGGGCUUCAGCAAUCUUUGCUACAGGCCUGUCCUGGGAUCCUGAAAGGACCUUGGGUGUUAAAACUGGCCUUGGCAGGAUUGAGGUUUGGGAAGUACCAUGCGGACGGUCUUAGAUGUUUUUAAUAUGCAGUAAGUCACUUUUGUUUCCAAAAUAAACUGGAUGUAUCUGCUUUGA
Messenger RNA from Tupaia belangeri chinensis (Chinese tree shrew), 1090 nucleotides. It is a transcript of the gene ITPA, whose product is annotated as inosine triphosphatase. The transcript has 8 exons. Gene Ontology annotation, biological process: nucleoside triphosphate catabolic process. Gene Ontology annotation, molecular function: nucleoside triphosphate diphosphatase activity. The coding region runs from base 86 to 727 and encodes 213 amino acids. NCBI's taxonomy places the organism in Eukaryota, Metazoa, Chordata, Mammalia, Scandentia, Tupaiidae. The record is from RefSeq and is a predicted model, not a curated record. Gene Ontology annotation, cellular component: cytoplasm.